AUGUCAGAGGAGGUGAAACCAGAGAGCAUGCCUUUGUGUCCUGUGAGCACAGCAGCCAAUUCCGAGCGGGAGCUGCUCUGUAUCUUUGGGACGGGGGACUUGGGGCGCUCCCUGGGUCAGCGUCUACUCCAGUCUGGCUACAGGUUGGUGUACGGCAGCCGGAGACCUCACAGCUGUGGCCCCCUGCCUCCAGGAGCUCAGGUUCUGAGUCACGAGGCAGCAGCACAGUCAGCCAGCCUGAUCUUUAUUUGUGUUCACAGAGAGCAUUAUGACUUCCUGGAGUCUCUUGCUCCUCAGCUCAAGGAGAAGGUGGUGGUGGACGUGAGCAACAAUCUCAAGAAGAACCUGUACCCAGAUGCCAACGCUGAGUAUCUGCAGAGAUUGAUCCCUGGAGCUCAUGUGGUGAAAGCUUUUAACACCUUGUCUGCUUGGACUCUUCAAAAUGGACCAUUAGAUGCCAAUAGACAGGUGUACCUGUGUGGGAACAGUAGUGAGACUAAGCAGGCUGUGGCAGACAUCGCUACCAAACUGGGCUUCACUGUUCUGGAUAGAGGGUCUCUGUCUGCAGCCAGAGAGCUGGAGGACUUCCCCCUGCAGCUGUUCCCAAAAUGGAGGCUGCCCAUUCGUCUGGCCUUUGGGCUCACCGCCUUCUUCUUCUUCUAUCUGGUCAUCAGAGAUGUCGUCUAUGCAUAUGUUGAACAGAGGAAAGACAUCUCCUUCAGAAUCAUGGUGUCCUUGGCCAACAAGGUGUUUCCCAUUGUGUCACUCAUUAUGCUCUCUCUUUGCUAUCUGCCUGGAGUCAUAGCUGCUUUCCUGCAGCUUUACAGAGGAACCAAAUACAAACGUUUCCCUGACUGGUUGGACCGAUGGAUGCUUUGCAGGAAACAGAUGGGUCUGUUAGCCCUAGCCUUUGCUUCCCUACAUGUGUUGUACACAUUAAUCAUCCCUAUAAGAUAUUACGUGAGAUAUAAACUCGCAGCAAAUACUAUUUCACAGAUCAGGGAGAACAAAACAUCUGAAUUUGACACAACCAUGGCCUGGCGAACCGACUCUUACUACGCAAUGGGAAUCUUAGGAUUUGGCCUUUAUCUCCUGUUGGGAAUAACUUCUCUCCCCUCUGUCAGCAAUGCACUUAGCUGGAGAGAGUUCAGCUUCAUUCAGUCCAAGUUGGGAUUUCUGACAUUGUUCAUCUGCACCUUUCACACCUACCUGUAUGGUUGGGACAAAUUCCUUCAUCAGUACAAAUGGUAUACUCCACCUGGCUACAUGCUCUGCCUGGUAGUGCCUUCAGUUGUGCUGCUUCUCAAGCUGCUGCUUCUUCUGCCCUGCGUGGAUAAAAGCCUGACUCGCAUCCGACAGGGCUGGGAGAGGAAUGAUCUUGAGGAUGUCACCAGGAAGUCCUUGCUAACGUAG
Nematolebias whitei (Rio pearlfish) is the source of this 1413-nucleotide messenger RNA. It is a transcript of the gene steap4, whose product is annotated as STEAP family member 4. Gene Ontology annotation, biological process: copper ion import. Gene Ontology annotation, molecular function: cupric reductase (NADH) activity; ferric-chelate reductase (NADPH) activity. NCBI's taxonomy places the organism in Eukaryota, Metazoa, Chordata, Actinopteri, Cyprinodontiformes, Rivulidae. The record is from RefSeq and is a predicted model, not a curated record. Gene Ontology annotation, cellular component: plasma membrane; endosome. The transcript has 10 exons. Bases 1 to 1413 code for a protein of 470 amino acids.